Ipomoea nil (Japanese morning glory) is the source of this 1308-nucleotide messenger RNA. Its product is annotated as senescence/dehydration-associated protein At4g35985, chloroplastic-like. Gene Ontology annotation, cellular component: plasma membrane. Bases 80 to 1192 code for a protein of 370 amino acids. NCBI's taxonomy places the organism in Eukaryota, Viridiplantae, Streptophyta, Magnoliopsida, Solanales, Convolvulaceae. The transcript is spliced from 5 exons. The record is from RefSeq and is a predicted model, not a curated record.
AUUCGAAUUUAUGCCCUUCCAUCAUCCAUCAAUAAUUCUAGCUAGCCUGAAAAACCACUGAAGAAGCUAAGUAAAGAACAUGAACUGUUUUAGGCCUAAGACACCCAAAACCCCCCAAAUGCCUCAGGUACCAAUAACCCAACAAGAAAGCAGCAGCCGGGCUGUAACGCAUGAACUUCUCCUGAGCAUCCCGGGAUCCAAGGUCCAUCUCGUGGACGCCGGCGAAGCCAUAGAGCUAGCCAGCGGCGUCUUCACGGUAUGGCGAAUAGCGGAAGACGGCGUGUCGGUGGCCACCACCGUGAAAGUGGGCGACGAUGUGCAGUGGCCGCUGACGAGAGACGAGCCGGUGGUUAAGCUCGCUGCUCUCAACUACCUGUUCACCAUUCCGGUGGUGAGAGACGGCAACAGUUUGAGCUAUGGGGUGACGUUCUCGUCGGAGGGGGAGUACUUGAGGUCUCUGGAUUCGUUCCUGAAAGAACACUGCCUGUUUUCGAGCUCGAAGACGGAUAGGAAGAAAGGUAGUAGUGUUGAGUGGAAAGAAUUCGCGCCCAGGGUUGAUGACUACAACAAUUUUUUGGCGAAGGCUAUCGCGGGCGGAACGGGUCAGAUUGUCAAGGGGAUUUUCAUAUGUAGCAAUGCUUAUGCUAAUCAGGUAUAUAAAGGAGGAGAAACAAUUUUGAGUCCAGCUGGACAGGAGAAAAGUUGUGUCAAUGCAAUUGAAAGGAAAAGCAGUGUGAACGGUGCUGCCAAGAAAAGUGCCGUCAACAAUUCUCUGAAACGUGCAAGGAAGCUGUCCCAAAUGACAGAAAAGAUGAGCAAAGCUAUGCUUGAUGGUGUAGGGGUAGCCACUGGAUCAAUCAUGGGUCCCAUGGUUAGGUCCCAAGCUGGAAAGAAGUUUUUGUCUAUGGUUCCAGGAGAGGUCCUCUUAGCCUCACUUGAUGCUGUUAACAAGGUUUUGGAUGCAGCUGAAGCUGCUGAGAGACAGGCAUUUUCUGCUACUUCUGGUGCUGUGACUAAAAUGGUGUCUCAAAGGUUUGGGGAGAACGCAGGGGAAGCAACACAAGAUGCACUUGCAACUGCAGGCCACACUGUAGGCACCGCUUGGAAUGUCUUCAAAAUACGAAAAGCCAUCACCCCUGGUUCAUCUGUCACUUCUGGAGUGCGAAAUGCUGCAAAAAAUAGUAGAAGAUAAACAACAAAAUUAAACCACUAAACCUUAACCUUUUAAAACAUCGAAAAACUAUGGUUUGUGUUGGUUAUUGUAUGGUUUAUUCAUUCUACCUCUAUUAUGAAUGAUACCUUUUUUUU